This is a messenger RNA of Sinocyclocheilus rhinocerous, 6024 nucleotides long. RefSeq names its product stereocilin-like. Gene Ontology annotation, cellular component: cell surface. The transcript is spliced from 28 exons. The record is from RefSeq and is a predicted model, not a curated record. Gene Ontology annotation, biological process: cell-matrix adhesion. Lineage: Eukaryota; Metazoa; Chordata; Actinopteri; Cypriniformes; Cyprinidae.
AUGCGUACACCAGACCACGGAGGUAGUUUGAAGUUGCUCAUGCUCAGCAUCGUUUUAGGGAUUGCAUGUGGUGACUCUAUAAAGGUGACCUCAUCACCUAGGACCAUCAUCAGACCAAGUGAAAAGAGCUCCAGGAGUGAGGAUGAAUUUGAGAGGAGCAUCAAAGUGUUGAUAGAGAACAUCAGAUCCUUGUCAAAAGAAGAACAUGGAGAAGAGGCCUCACCAAAUCUUCAUCAGAGCAUGAGCAGAAUGUCAGCACCCAUUGAGAGAAUCGCAAUUGACAGCACUAACCUAGAUACUUACUUGACAAUAUUCAACAGUUUAUUCUCCAUAUACCAGCCCGCAAUGAUUGACAGUUUCAUUGAAACUCUCCCUCAGACUUUAAUUUGCGUUUUAGUGGACAGACAGCACUGUGGAUGGCAAGGAGAUUUAACCAGUAUCGUUUCAUCUGCAUUGAAUGAACAAUUACUUUCUGUGAUCUCCUCUGUUAAAGCUGAAGCUUGCAUGACAACAUCUAAUCUGCGAAUGGCAGACUCCACUGUGGCUCAAUUAAGGUCUCUUCAGGAGAUGUUGACGAAUGUUUUGUCCUCAGACCUCCCAUUUUAUCUGCUGUCAGACAACUUUUUAGCCUUAUGGAAUAGUUUUAUGGACAUGGCAAUUCCACCAGUGAUGUCAUUCAUGUCUGAUUUCAUGUUGAGUGCUCUUCAAACGCCAGUGGAUUUUCUAAACCUGGGAUUACAGUUUGGCAUUAAGAUCCCUACCCUAGACCAAAGUGAGAAGUGUCAACAAGGUGAUCUCAAACAGCUUAUCAUGUGGGGCAUGAAUAAUAAUGUAAGCUGGUCUUUUGGACAGUCACUUCUGGAUAUGUUUUUGGCCCCUGAAACUCCUCCUUGCAGUUUCCCAAGUCCAGAAUGCCAGGCCACAGGCAGCAUCCAGUUCGGUCGUACUGGCACAACCUCAGUGAACAUUCCCACGUAUAGUCUCACCUGCGAACGGCAAAACCUGAACCAACUCGACGAAACCCUUUGUGCAGCAAUUUUAGGAGCAACAUCUCAGGAAUCCUAUGUCCUUUAUCAGAUGUGUCGAGCGCUCCGCACACUCUCUCAAACUGAAGUGACAAAGGUCUGGAGGAACGUGUGUCACAUGAUCAAGAACGUCAGUUUACCUCUCAUUGAGCCCUGCAGUGAUCCUGGCAUCGCACAAUCAAGUCGUAUUGCGCGGUCCACUCUCAGCCUCAGCGAACUACUCUGCGACUAUCAGAACUGGACUAUUGCUGACGCUGUGGACCCAGCUCUGGUCACAAUGUGCAGUGAAAAUGAUCAUGCGGCAUUCAUUCUUGCUGUGUGUAACAAUGCUGAAGCUAUGCAAGUGCUGGUCAGAAAUCCUAGUAAUGCUUGGGUGUGGGAAUUUUGUGCAAACGUGUCAGACACGUACAUAGUGAACCUGUAUUGUUCAUAUAACAUGUGGACUGCUGAAACCAUCGACCCAUCAAUAGUGACGUUCUGCUGGUAUAAUGACAUGGAGAGAUUUCAUUUUUUUCUGUGUGACAGUAUGCCCUUCUUUAUGGUUGUGUUCUCCAGUGAAGAAAACAACUGGCUGAAGCCCAAUUGCUCUCAACCUCCUCCACAAAUCAACAUCAACACCCUUGUGGCUGAGUCUUGCAAAUACUCCGAAUGGAAGAACGUACGAGCAAUCACCCCUGAACAGAUCUCUGUAUGUAUCCAAAAUGAUGAGGUUCGAUUCAUUAACGAGGUGUGUGUUAACCACACGUUUGUCACUGAACUUUUGCUGAAAAGUGAAAAUGCUUGGGUAGAGCAAUAUUGCACAUAUUCUAUCAGGAAUCCCCCUACAAGCCCACCGCCGCUGAGCAUUGAUAUUUGGUGUAACUAUAGCAAAUGGACUAACAUGUCUGUGGAUCCAUCUGUGGUUGCUCUAUGCUGGCAGUAUGACCAGAUCGGCUUCCAUCAGAACGUCUGCUGCAACAUACCCUUGUAUGACAAGUUGUCUCUUCAUGUUGACAACCAAUGGCUGAUUAGAGAGUGCUCUGAUAAUGACACCACAAAUGUGUUGGAGCAACUUUGCGUCUAUUCAGAUUGGAGCCAGCCUACUAUUGUAGACAUGACUGAACUUGCUCUCUGUGCAGAUCUUGACACUGAGAACUUCACUCGGAAUGUAUGUGCCAACGCUACGGUUCUCCAGAAUCUGCUGGCAAAUUUAGACAACACCUGGUUAUUGGAGCAAUGCUCAAACCUGACUGCGCCUGGCCCAGGUGGUGGGGCUGGGAACGGGGGGAGCCUGAUAGGUUUCCGACCGGCUGAGCAGUGUCAGUACUCCAGUUGGGCUUUGGUGCUCCCGGAUGCUGCUCUCCUCGCUCUUUGCUGGGACUAUGACCAGGCCAACUUUAUCUCCUUCAUCUGUGCUGACUCUUCCAUGCUCACCCACAUCACUCGGGAGCCCUCCAGCCUCUGGGUCAGCACUCUCUGUGCUACAUACACAGCUCCCCAAACCACCAGUGUCGGUGGGAGCAACGAAACAACUUCCCAGCCAUGUCUAACUAGGGAGUUAGCUAAGAAGCUAAACUGGACAUGCAGCACAGACUUCAGCGCUGUCUGCCAACCAGGUGCCAGUCAAGUCCAGGGUCUUCGGUUGCUGUUGCGCUGUGGGAUAAAGAUCAUCCAGCCUCGCUUGGAGAAUCUCAUGACUACACGGGUGACAUCGGUGGUCAAGCGGGCCACCAGCCUGUGGGUUGUCCUGCUGUUGGCUUUAGAAGAAAGCCAUUUGACCUCUCUGAGGGUGACCGAGAAUAUUCGGCUCAGUGUGUUUGACUCAAUUGUCAUCUACAUGGACAAUGAGACCAAUUUUGACAACAAGCGUGUGCUUUUGCAGUGCUUUGGGAAAGUUCUGACCAGUCUAAUGCAAACAGGAAGAGAUGUGCCCACUAACUUUUUCUUGAUCAAGGAGUAUUUCCGUAUUCCUCUAUCUCAUUUGAGAUCAGUGCUCAGUGCAGCAGACAGCAUAAUCGUGAGGGAGAUCCUGCUGUACUAUAACAGGAACUAUGCCACUUUGCAGCUAACAGAUGAUUACCUGCACACCAUGGUGUCUGUGCUCUUCCAAAUUCACUUGCCCAGGGAUAUUAGCCUGUUUCCUGACAUGGGUCUUUUGUUGGCUCUAGCUACCCCUUCAGACAUCUUGUCAAUGCCUCCGCUACAAAAUAAUAUCAAUGCGUUAAGCAUCAUUAACUUCAGCAUCAAAAACCUUUCCCUGGAGCAGCAGCAAGCGUUUGGUCGAUGGUUCAGUCAGUCCAUGAGCUUGCCUAACAUGACAGCCGGCAGCUUAUCCUUUAUCAGAGACACUGGUAACCUGAUCGCCUAUCUGCCCUUCCAGAGCUUCCAGUACCUCUCACCUGCUCAGCUGCUGGAUGGUUUGGAUGUCCUGAUGAGUAAUCGGUUGGGUCUCCUUAAUCAGCAGUUCAUUGCUCAGAGUCUCAUUGGAACCUUCGGGAAUCUCACUGUCAACCAGAUCAGGAGGUUAGGUAAUCUGUCCUGUCUGGCUCACCCCAGCCAGCUGAUGUCAUAUGCAGGAACAGAAGCCUACUCAGUGAUCCAGGACAACAUCAGGACGUGUGCGGUCCAGGGUUUUAGUGUUCCUAGCAAUAUGAUUUCCAGCUUGGUCUUGAAAUCGUCUGACCUGCAGUCUCCCUCCAGUCUCACUCCUCAGAGAGUCUCUGAGCUUGGCCCUUUUCUGCCCCUGCUGGGAUCCAGUGUCCUGCAGCAGCUGACCUCAGCCCAGCUCAUGCCUGCUCUCAGCACCCUCGCCUCUGUGCCUUUCACCCCUGCACAGGCACGUGUUAUCUUCGACAAGAUCUCAGCCAAUUUUAGCCUGGCUCUACCAGGCUCUGAGCAUUUGUCUAGGCUGGGAUCUCUUGUGAGUGGAGUAAAGGUGGAGACUCUAUGGGCUUUACCGACUGAUGUUCUGCUAGAAGCGUUACCUGCUAUGAGCCUUCAGACACCUGGGCUCACCCCCCCACAGGUCAACACUAUCAUCUCUAAACUCUGGGUACGAAACUCACUCUAACAGAUUUUCCCGUUAGGCUUCUGAACACGAACAUCUCAUAUUGGAGUCCCUCUGCUGCUGAUCAGAGACACUGCUGUACACACUCGCCUCUGGAACACACAGCAGGCUAAAGCUCUCUUUAAAGAGGCUGUCUUCUCUCACCCAAGUCUCUCACUACAAGAAUUUCUAUCUCUGGGGACACUGGCUACGGGAGUGAAUUGCUUGGACUUUAGACGAUUGUUCCAGAACCUGGCAUCUCUAUUGCCUCUACGUGACAUUAUGACAUUUCUAAAAGAGCAGCCUGUGCCACUUCACCCCUCACUGAAAAAAUGUGUAAUUGAGGAACUGUACGAGUUUGACUUCUUCUCAGAUUUACUUGGAGAUUUGGGUUCUCAAAUUGCCCUGUCACUUCCGCUGAGCACCAUUAAGAGAUUUCCACAAGAUAAGAUGAAUUCCCUGAGGAAAAUUAUAAUACAGGACCCAUAUUACUUCCUACUGCUUCCCAGCACCAAACAAGCUGUCCUGGUGGACAAGAUGGUUCAAAGACUGAAUAUGUACACUGGCCUGUACACUGAAGAAGAGUUUCGUUCGCUAGGUGUCAUGGCUACAUUUGUGACAGAUGAAAUGUUUUGGAAAUUGGAUAGGAGCUUUUUUGUUGAUGGUCUGGAGUUCCUACGAAGAUUCUGCUACAAUGCCAAUAAACGAGACCUGGUGGCAGACAUGCUACAGGAACAGUGGACAUUUGGCCCUGUAAAAAACUGGACAUCAGAGACACUGAACCAAGUGGACCGCUUCUUGUUUUUUCUCCCGAAGGACACUAUUCGGCUCAUCCCCUUAGGUUUGAUGAGCUUAGAGCGCAUCGAGAGGCUGUUCCUGAGUCAGCAGAAGUGGGAGAGAGGAGAGUUUGGCUCUCUGUGUCAGAAACCCUCAGAGCUGUUUGAGAAGAAGCAGUUUGUGCUUCAGUUCUUCCUCGGCUUCCUCAGAAUGGGACGUGCCCCUUAUACUGGACUGAUCCCCUCUUGUGAGAGCCUGCAUGUGACACAACCUGCUGCCUGGACUAUUGACAGCCUUAGAAACAUGCCACAAGCUGCAUUUCGGAGGUGCUUGGAGCUCAUUGGCCAGGAUCCAUUUUUCAGUGCAUUCGAGCUGUUAAUGCUCCUUACAAAGACCAAAGAGGUGUAUGGGAUGCCUUCCUCUUUUAACUCUUCAGUGAUCUCUCAGUUGGGUCGCAUUGCCACUCAGCUUUCACUUGAAGAAUUGGCCUCUCUUAGACUCUCUGAAAUUCAGUCCAUUUCAGCUACGGGGGCUCUCAACACAUGGACCAGCAGACAGCUGAAAUCACUAUUCUCCACGGUUCUGAGCUCAACCAGAAAGACUCCUAGCCAGUUAGACUCCAGCACUUUUGUGGCACUGGGGCACAUUGUGUGUGGGAUUGACGCACCAAUCAUGCGCAUCCUGAAUCCAGUAGAGUUCAGUAAAGCAGUUUUGUGGCUUGGCCGUUUGAAUUUGUCUUGCUCUGAGGAACAGCUGCAGGCAUUGAUAGGGCUGCUCAGUCAUAGCUUGGCAUUUGGACCGGUCAGCUCCUGGGGAUCAGAGGUCUUCAUUGAGAUUGGAGCGAUUGCAGUGGGCCUGCCUGACAUAGCCAUGUCUGCUUUGGUGAGGGAACAGAUAGAAGGAAUCACCCCACUUGCCAUCUCGCUCAUCCCAGCGGGCAAAUUUGCAGUUGUGUUUAACCAGGCACAGAUUCGUAUGUUCGCGUAUGAUCAGGCCAUUGCUGUGACUGAGGCCCAGCGCUCCGCUCUGUCUCCAGUACAGCAGACGGCUCUGUCCAUGGUGCUCAACCCCUGGGAGGACAAACCUGUUGAUUUCGGAGGCAGGUCACUGGGAGUUGCAAUGCAUCCCUGUCCUUUCUUCUACCUCUCCAGCAUCCUGAUAAUGCUACUAGCAGUACCACCUGUGGUUGAAAAUUAA